ACAAUAAAAAUGUGUAAAUGCUCUCUGCAGAGAUGCAUCCCCACCUCAGUCGGUAUAGAAAAGCAUGAUAAAGGUUGUGGAAAAUGGAUAAAAAUGUUGAAAGAACCCCCAGUUCCUUAUUAGGCGAAGAUACAAUAUUUAUUCCUUGUCUCAUGGGAUAAAUCUCUUCUGCCUAUUGUCCUCCCCGUUCUCACUGCUGAUGCUUAAUUUUCAAAACUUCUAUAUUACCAAGGGACCUACGACAUCAGCCAAAGAAAUUCUCAGCAAGUACAAAAUCUGUUCCAGGGAGCUGCUUUUGUGCAGAGGGAAAAUUUUGUUCCUACAGGUUUUUAAGUGGGUACGAGGCAAGGAGCUAUCUGAUCCGGGCAAAACCAUUACAGUUUAGAUCUCUAUCUACGGAACAUUUUUUUUCUUCCUUUAAAAAAAUUGGAAAAUACAAGAAGUUUUGGAUUUUUUUUUUCCUGAUUCUUUUUUUGGAGGGGAAAUUGCAUCGUAAGCUUUUGGAGAAACCCAUCAUGUCAACUACCUUUCCCGGACUAGUCCACGAUGCGGAGAUACGUCACGACGGAUCAAACAGCUACCGUUUGAUGCAGCUUGGCUGUCUGGAGUCCGUAGCCAAUUCCACGGUUGCCUAUUCCUCCUCCUCUCCUUUAACUUACUCUACCACCGGCACCGAGUUUGCGUCCCCCUACUUCUCCACUAACCACCAGUACACCCCGCUCCACCACCAGUCCUUCCAUUACGAGUUCCAGCACAGCCACCCGGCGGUCACUCCCGACGCCUACUCUCUGAACUCGCUCCACCACUCACAACAGUACUACCAGCAGAUUCACCACGGGGAGCCCACCGACUUUAUUAACCUGCACAAUGCGCGGGCUCUCAAGUCCUCCUGCCUGGACGAGCAGAGGCGGGAGUUGGGCUGCCUCGAUGCCUACCGCCGCCACGACCUGUCCCUCAUGAGCCAUGGCUCUCAGUAUGGAAUGCACCCAGAUCAAAGACUCCUGCCAGGGCCCAGCCUGGGGCUGGCCGCCGCGGGAGCCGACGACUUGCAGGGUUCUGUGGAAGCCCAGUGUGGGAUUGUUCUGAACGGCCAAGGGGGAGUGAUCAGAAGAGGUGGCACCUGUGUGGUCAACCCCACAGACUUGUUUUGCUCAGUUCCCGGUCGUUUGUCUCUUCUCAGUUCUACUUCCAAAUACAAGGUGACCAUCGCUGAAGUAAAGAGGCGCCUCUCACCACCCGAGUGCCUCAAUGCUUCACUUCUGGGAGGCAUUCUGAGGAGAGCAAAAUCCAAGAAUGGUGGUCGUUGCCUGAGAGAGAAACUGGAUAGGCUUGGCCUAAACUUGCCAGCUGGAAGACGGAAAGCAGCCAACGUUACCUUGCUCACUUCUUUAGUCGAAGGUGAGGCUUUGCACUUGGCUCGGGAUUUUGGCUACACAUGUGAAACAGAGUUUCCAGCCAAGGCAGUAGGAGAGCAUCUCGCCAGACAACAUAUGGAACAGAAAGAACAGACAGCAAGGAAAAAGAUGAUCCUAGCAACCAAGCAAAUUUGUAAAGAAUUCCAAGACCUCCUGAGCCAGGAUAGAUCACCCCUGGGAUCUUCCAGACCCACUCCCAUUCUAGAUCUUGACAUCCAGAGGCACUUAACACAUUUCAGUUUGAUCACUCACGGUUUUGGCACACCAGCAAUAUGUGCAGCUCUAAGCACUUUCCAAACAGUCCUCAGUGAGAUGCUUAACUACUUGGAAAAACACACUACUCACAAAAACGGUGGUGCGGCAGACUCUGGCCAAGGACAUGCCAACUCGGAGAAAGCCCCGCUGCGGAAAGCUUCAGAGGCUGCUGUGAAAGAGGGAAAAACAGAAAAGACAGACUAGCUACAUCAAACAGAAUCUGUUUCCAGAGAGUCUUGCUGCUCAUAUUUUUUUUCUAAUGUAUACAUCAUUGAGGGUGACUAAUCUUCAGUGGACCAAAUCUUUAUCCUCCCUGAGCCCUCCAUAAAAUAAAAUCAAAAGUGGAAAUGAAAA
Messenger RNA from Mus pahari (shrew mouse), 2024 nucleotides. It is a transcript of the gene Tfap2d, whose product is annotated as transcription factor AP-2 delta. Bases 516 to 1874 code for a protein of 452 amino acids. Gene Ontology annotation, biological process: regulation of cell population proliferation; anatomical structure development; regulation of transcription by RNA polymerase II. Gene Ontology annotation, cellular component: nucleus. Gene Ontology annotation, molecular function: DNA-binding transcription factor activity, RNA polymerase II-specific; RNA polymerase II transcription regulatory region sequence-specific DNA binding. The record is from RefSeq and is a predicted model, not a curated record. NCBI's taxonomy places the organism in Eukaryota, Metazoa, Chordata, Mammalia, Rodentia, Muridae. The transcript is spliced from 8 exons.